AGCCCGGCAUGGACAGAAGCUGAGCGCCUGUUUAAGCGCCAUUUAAAGGGGCGCCCGGGGCAGCACUUGGGCUGGUGGGAUAUGCUGCCUGGCACCGCGUAAGCCCAGUCCGAUGUGGCACUCACAGCUAAAGAUGAGAGCCAUGGAGGGAUGCAAUAGAGCCAACGUUUAUACCAAAGUGCCUGAUGGGGGCUGGGGUUGGGCCGUGGCUGGUGCCUUCUUCUUCGUGGAAGUAUUUACCUACGGUGUCAUCAAGUCCUUUGGGGUCUUCUUCAAUGAGCUGAUGGGCCACUUUGAUGAGAGCAACAGCCGAAUAUCGUGGAUUAUCUCAAUAUGUGUCUUUGUAAUGACAUUUACUGCUCCCUUGUCCACCGUUCUGAGCAACCGCUUUGGGCACCGGCCAGUGGUUAUGGUCGGAGGGAUCCUCAUCAGCACAGGCAUGAUAGUAGCUUCAUUCGCACGCAGUGUUGUGGAGAUGUACGUCACCAUCGGAUUAAUAUCAGGUCUGGGCUACUGUCUGACUUUCCUUCCUACUGUCACCAUCCUGUCUCAGUAUUUUGAGAAACGCCGCUCAUUGGUUACGGCAGUAGCAUCCACUGGAGAAUGUUUCGCUGUGUUUGCCUUUGCCCCAGCCAUCACCGCAUUGAACAACCUGAUUGGCUGGAGAUACUGUUUACUGACAGUGGGUGCCCUACAGCUGAACAUUGUUGUAUGUGGUUCCCUCCUUCGACCCAUUGUCAUCAAACCCCCAGAUGUAUCUAAAUCACCCGCGAAACCCGAGAACCUAGAGACUACCUAUAUGCUUGAAAAUGAGCAGACGCUCACCUCUGUAGACUCCAUUGAUUCUGGAGUUGAAGUAUCUACCUCACCUAAGAACGUACCAGCAAGCAUGAAGCCUGAGAAGAGCCCGGAAACACUGAGCGAGAGGAAGGAGAUGGUGGAACAUCCAGAACCAGAGAUAAAGGCCCCGCCCCUUCUGGACUUCUCAGUAUUAAAGAAUCCCAGUUUCAUAUGUUAUGCACUUUUUGGGCUCUUUGCCACUCUUGGGUUUUUUGCACCGUCGCUUUAUAUCAUUCCCCUAAGCUUGAGUCUGGGCAUUAACAAGGACCUCUCGGCCUACAUGCUGUCAGCUAUGGCCAUUUCCGAGGUAUUUGGGCGGAUCAGCGCAGGGUGGAUACUAAACAAGAAACCCAUGCGGAAAAUUUAUAUUGAGCUGGUGUUCGUGGUGCUGCUGUGUGUGGCGCUCAUUGCCUUCCCCUUUGCCUACAACUUCAGUGGCCUCAUCGCUUGUAGCGUCUUCUUUGGAUGUAUGUUGGGGACAGUGACUGGAACGCACAUCCCACUGGUGGCUGAAGAUGAUAUUGUUGGGAUUGAGAAGAUGUCAUCGGGAGUGGGUGUAUAUGUAUUUAUCCAGAGCAUCGCUGGGUUGGCUGGACCCCCACUAGGAGGGGUGCUGGUUGACUGGACAAAAAACUACGGGUCAGCAUUUUACUCCUGUGCAGCGGGGAUGGCUCUGGGUGCCCUGUUCUUAGCAUUGGUGAGACCAUGCAAGAGAGGACUGUGCAAGAAGAAGCCGGCGGCUGGGCAGCAUAACAUUUGCCAGGAUGUGAAGGAGCUGCCAGUGGAUUUUCUUGAAAUGGACUUGGGCAGGGUUGAGGGUCUCAGCAAAAGCUGUCAGAGCCUAAACCAAUCCCCCUUAAAUGCAAUUCUAUGAGCCAACAUCUCCACACAGGUUCUCACUUCCACAUGAACUGGUCCUAGGACUGUUUUGCUGCCACUUAAGCUGAUACUUGAAUCCACAUUUGAUUCCUGCUCUUGAGCUCUCUCUUUCUCAUAGUUGUGUAGUGGGUGAUUUAGAAGAUAAUUGCCCAGUUCCCAUUUUUGUCUUCUCUGCCCCCCACUGCCCGAUCAUGGGAAAGUAAAGAGCCGGGAGCAGUAAGAACAGAGAAUUAGAGCUAUGAUCAGAAGUAAGUACUCUGGGGAAAGAUUGCAUUGAUUUAACCAGGGGGUGGUUCUGGUUUGACCAUGGGAAAGAGAGCAACCCAGCAUCAGGAACCACAGAGAAUUCCUGAUUCUUGGGUAAGAACUGAGGGAUGUGAUUCACUUAUUCAUGGGAAGGUUCUUAGUGGGGUAAAUGCAAAUGGGCCCAAGUUUUAUUGCAAAUGGACUUUGAAUCAGAGGUUAAACCAAACAUAAAAAGGGAAAGCAAAUGAAAAAAUGUGAAAGAAUAUCAGAGAUUAUUGGGCAACAAUAUUUUUUCUUUUAGGGUAGUUAGGGUAUUUGUACCCAAAGAAAUAGUUUGAAAACGAUCAUGCAGGGUAUUUAUUUAUCUACCACGUUCUCUUGACGUUACAUGCAGUGUUGUAUGAACUUGAACACACAUAUAACGGUAAAACAACUGGCAUGCUUACUAAAUGGCUGGAUCUGUGCUCUGCAGCCUGGAAUGCUGAGCAAGCAAGUUGCAUGUAAUUGCACUGCUGCCUCCCCCCCCAUGGCUCCAAAACCCUACACUAAAUAGUUAUGGCUGCAUUACGGAAACUCCAGCGCUCCUCUGUACCACUGCGCACGUCAUUAAAUAAGAUACACUGAAAAUAUAUUUUUCGAGAAAAAUAGAAAACAUUUUUUUUUUUGUUAAUGCAAAAACCAAAUAUUUAUUUAAUGAUUUUAGUGUAAAAGCUGCUGCUGACAGAUUAGGUUUCUAAUACAAUGAUGUAAACAGGUCUGUUUUACAUUUCUGUAGGAAUGUUGCAAAUUUCCUAUAGUGCCUCAGGACUUUCUAUAUUUUGUUUUGUAUUUAAAUCCAAAAACCAGUUGUAUUGACAGAUGUAAAUGUAAAUGCAUUUGGGACAUCAUUUGCCUUGGAAUAAAACACAGCAAAUCUG
Messenger RNA from Xenopus laevis (African clawed frog), 2882 nucleotides. RefSeq names its product solute carrier family 16 member 6 L homeolog (gene slc16a6.L). Gene Ontology annotation, biological process: monocarboxylic acid transport; organic acid transport; transmembrane transport. Gene Ontology annotation, molecular function: transmembrane transporter activity; monocarboxylic acid transmembrane transporter activity. The record is from RefSeq and is marked provisional. Gene Ontology annotation, cellular component: membrane; basolateral plasma membrane. NCBI's taxonomy places the organism in Eukaryota, Metazoa, Chordata, Amphibia, Anura, Pipidae.